Molecule: messenger RNA, 1541 nt
Organism: Ochlerotatus camptorhynchus
Lineage: Eukaryota; Metazoa; Arthropoda; Insecta; Diptera; Culicidae
Product: TBC1 domain family member 13
Exons: 7
Coding region: 191-1348 (385 amino acids)
Biological process (GO): intracellular protein transport; activation of GTPase activity
Molecular function (GO): GTPase activator activity
Source: RefSeq, a predicted model, not a curated record
CCAGUUUGUAAACAAAGUGGACGCAGUAAACAUGCUCAGGUUGUGACUUUCGUGACUGUGAAUAAAAGUGAAAAUAUAAUACAUUUAUUUUAAGAUUUAUUUUCGUUUCUUCAUUAGUAGUUAGCUUCUACCACAGAAGAAGUGAUUUAUUCUCGCAUUCCAUUUAAAUAUUAUCAUUCAUGCACGGGCCAUGUCUCUCUACAAGAUAAGGGUUGCUGGUCUUGAAGAUAUUUUACAACAAGAUGUUAUUGAUUUGAAAUUUCUGAGAGAUUUCUGUUUCUACGGUAUUCCUGAUUGCAGUGGAUUGCGAUCGCUAUGUUGGAAACUGAUGUUGGGAUAUUUGGGCCCAAAAAAAGACACUUGGUCUGCGACUCUGGCUAAAAAACGCGAGUUGUAUAAACAAUUCAUUGAGGAGAUGGUGGUUCCACCUGGUGAUGGCAUCCAGGAUCGGUCUGUAUGUGUAGAUCAUCCACUGAGCGACGGAGCGGAGAGUAACUGGAACACUUUUUUCAAAGACAAUGAAGUGCUGUUGCAAAUUGACAAGGAUGUUAGAAGACUCUGUCCGGAUAUUUCGUUCUUUCAGCAGGCGACUGAGUUCCCUUGUGAAUCAGUAGUUAGUCACAAUCGCGAGCGAAAGUUGCAUAUUAGAGUAGCACCAACAACUCUCAGUUCGGCUAACGUUGAAAGGAAGGGGCUAGGAGUGACCAAGAUCAAUUUGAUAACGAAAAGAGCCAUCGAGAGCUACGAAGCAAUGGACGAAGGACAGGAAGCGCAUUGGGAAGUGGUCGAGCGAAUAUUGUUCCUAUACGCCAAGUUGAAUCCCGGACAAGGUUACGUACAAGGCAUGAAUGAAAUCAUCGGUCCGAUAUAUUACGUAUUGGCCUCCGACCCUAACUUAGAAUAUCGUAAACAUGCCGAGGCUGACUGCUUCUUUUGUUUUACUGCACUGAUGGGUGAAAUAAGAGAUUUCUUCAUAAAAACUCUCGAUGAAUCUGUCGACGGAAUUAAGGGCAUGAUGGCAAAACUGUCGAACAUGCUAAGAGAGAAGGAUUUGGAAGUCUGGACCAGAUUGAAGGAUCAGGAACUUUAUCCACAGUACUACAGCUUUCGAUGGCUGACUCUUUUACUAUCGCAAGAAUUCCCACUGCCAGAUGUUUUACGGAUUUGGGACUCGGUAUUUGCUGAUGAAAAGCGCUACAAUUUUUUGGUAAAAGUAUGCUGUGCAAUGAUCAUGUUACUUCGAGAACAAAUUUUGGAAAACGAUUUUGCCAACAACGUGAAGCUGCUACAAAAUUUUCCGCCAAUGGAUAUUAAAGUAGUUCUGAAGAAAGCAACCAGCCUUGACUAGAUCCCCACAAACUGCAACGAACAAUCUCCUUGCCGCGUCACAUUAUUUUAGUAUUUUUUUAUGGCUUUACAGCACUUCAAUGGACAUGACGAAUUACUCAUUGAUGAGUACAUCUCAGUACAAUAUAUCAUGCAAAUUAUAUCAUUAUUGUAAAGAUAUGAUUGUGAAAUAAAUAUGUAUUUCCAUUUUCUUA